AUGAAGCUGCUCAUCAUCUGCUUGGUGUCCUCGGAGCUGCGCGAGUUGGCGAAGCUGAUGAAGGAGCAAUCUCCCCCCGGUUCUGCCGGGUCUCUCUCCCCGCUGCUGCCCGCGGUCCCACCUGGCCACUUUGCCGGGUCUCCGUGGGUCCGCCAUGGCCCCGCCGCCACCGCCGCCUCUUCCGCCGCCGCCGCCGGAAGGGGCCCGGCCCCCGGUGCGGCCCCCGGUGCCAUCCCCGGUGCCAUCCCCGGUCCCUCCAUGGCGUUCCCGAGGCCGCGGCCAGCCCGGCCCGAGCUGCCCCGGCAGCGGGUGCAGACCCUGCAGUGCGGCCAGGGAGCGGUGAGGGCCGCCCGCUUCAACGCGGACGGGAAUUACUGCCUGACGUGCGGCAGUGACAAGACUCUGAAGCUCUGGAACCCGCACAAGGGCACAGCCCUGCGCGCCUACCAGGGCCACGGCUACGAGGUGCUGGACGCCGCCGGAUCCUUCGACAACAGCCAGAUCUGCUCCGGCAGCGCCGACAAGGCCGUGGCGCUCUGGGACGUGACCACGGGGCAGGUGGUCCGAAAGUACCGGGGACACGCAGGGAAAGUGAACUGCGUCCAGUUUAAUGAGGAAGCCACCGUCAUCGUGUCUGGUGAGGGAGUGGUUUGGGGUCACCCUGUGAGCCCCGGGACAUCCCUGCACCCCCUUUUCCCACCCUGCUCCCCCUUUUGUUCCCCCUGA
Poecile atricapillus (Black-capped chickadee) is the source of this 726-nucleotide messenger RNA. Its product is annotated as WD repeat domain-containing protein 83-like. Lineage: Eukaryota; Metazoa; Chordata; Aves; Passeriformes; Paridae. Gene Ontology annotation, molecular function: protein binding. Gene Ontology annotation, cellular component: catalytic step 2 spliceosome. The transcript is spliced from 5 exons. Bases 1 to 726 code for a protein of 241 amino acids. Gene Ontology annotation, biological process: mRNA splicing, via spliceosome. The record is from RefSeq and is a predicted model, not a curated record.